This is a messenger RNA of Caenorhabditis sp. 36 PRJEB53466, 607 nucleotides long. Lineage: Eukaryota; Metazoa; Nematoda; Chromadorea; Rhabditida; Rhabditidae. The record is from the annotation of a GenBank genome assembly.
AUGAAGUCCCGCGCAAUCCGUUGCCUUUUCGGGCGCCCGACCCCGGAGCAGCAGGCCAGAACUCGCGCUUUCCUGGACGCCGCCAACGAGAGAUACCGUCAGGAACAAAUCGAAAAGUGGGGAUUCGACUUCGACCUGGGAACCCCUGUCCCGAGCACUUCCGGCUACGUCUACGAAGUCCUUCCACAGAAAGAAGUCCCAGAGUUCUACAGGUAAACAACCUCUUCCUUGCCUUCAUUUCCUCAAAGUGUUCAUUUCCAGACCGAAGCUUCUCACCGUCGACAUCUCUUCGCCGUCUUCUCUGGAUCUGAGCUCGACGACACUCACUCCCCUCAGUUCGCCGAGCACUUCGGACAACACGGAGAGUCUGCUGGCUGCCGACAGUUCGUUUGAGAACGAGGAUGAGCCGAAGGAUUGGAAGUUCACGGAGCCGUCCACUUCGAGAAAGUCGCCGACGAAGCGUCAGAUGGAGAAGAAGAUGACGGCGUUCAUGCACGUGUCCCGCAAGAAGAGCUCUCUUUCCUCUAUCAAGUCCGCCUCGCCGUCCCCGAAAAGCUCGUUCUCCGUGAAGUCCCGCCGUUCGUCGACGACUAGCAAUCCCUAUUAG